Molecule: messenger RNA, 963 nt
Organism: Iphiclides podalirius (scarce swallowtail)
Lineage: Eukaryota; Metazoa; Arthropoda; Insecta; Lepidoptera; Papilionidae
Source: the annotation of a GenBank genome assembly
AUGAGCCCCCUCGUAGCGGCCUCCUUACACCUCAGGCCGGCCGCGAUUCUCGCUUUGACAGUUUGUACGGUAGCAGUUGCUAAUUGUGUUGGAGAGAAUAAGCCUGCCGUCCCGUUGCCUGCAUCUGUCAUGGAAAAAGCUUUUGAAUUAACGAUGACGUGCUCCGAAGAAGCGGGAGUGGACCCAGGAAUCUUACAAAAGAUGUUGCCAUGGACACUCGAAGAAAGUGAGGCGAAUGGAAAAUUUCUGUACUGCUUAUGCAGGAAGGUUUUGCGCGGGAAAUCAAAGCAUAAUUUCCUGCGUAUAAAGAUGAUGGAUAUUGGGUUUAUAUCCAUUCUGUUGAGGCAAGUGGUAGCAGUGAGGCCAGUGGUUCACUUGCCGCCGGCAGAAAAUGAAAAGAUACAAAAAGCGGCACAGGAAUGCCUGGACGAGACUGGAGCGCAAGGGGAUGUGGCCAAAGGGUUCUUUAACCUGCAGAUCGAACCGGACGAUACCAGCAAGAACUUCCUGUGUUGCGUCACCCGUAAAGCACACUACAGCAAUUUGGAUGGACACUUAAAUAACAACCUGUUGAGACUGUUCGAAAAUAGCGAAUACUGGGACGAGAGACCCGUCAUCCACCUGCCUCCGCUGGUACUUAAGGCUGUGCAGAAAGCAGCGUCCGAUUGCGUAACAGAGACUUCAGUCAAGCAGGAGGUGUCGGACAACUUCUUCAAGCUCAACUUCGGCAGCGACGCGGACAGCAAGAAGUUCAUCUACUGCCUGUGCCAAAAGACCAACUACGGCAAUGAGGACGGCCACCUGAACGACGGCUUCGUCACUCUGUUCGAAGGCAGCGACCUCAAGGACGAAGUGCAGAAGGUCGUUGACACCUGCAACAAGAACAAGGAGUCGGACAACGUGGAAACUAUGCACAAGACCGUUCAAUGCUUCUACAAGAACACACCUGUGGUCUUGGUCGUA